AUGUCUCUUUUGCGAUCAGUCGUCUGCAGAGCAUGCAGAAGAACGCAAUUCCAAACCCAGCGCGGCUUUGCCACCGCCAGCGCUUCGGCCCGCGACAACAGGGUCAAGCUCGUCGAAGUCGGACCCCGAGACGGCCUACAGAAUGAGAAGAAGACGAUUUCCCUGGCUACCAAGAUCGAACUGAUUGAAAGGUUGGCACGCACUGGCCUGGAUACCAUUGAAGCCGGCUCUUUCGUCUCUCCCAAAUGGGUUCCUCAGAUGGCCAAUUCCGCCGAAAUUCUCGAACACCUUCUCCAGCAAAAGAUUCACUCCCCCGUCCCGAUCUCAUACGCCUUUUUAGCGCCCAACACAAAAGGUCUGCAGAACGCGGCGGCGCUGCUCAAGCAGCACCAAGGCGCUUUUACGACGCAGGCGAAUCCCGCGGCGCCCGGGGACAAGACGCCCAAGCCGGGCGUGGAAGUUGCCGUGUUCGCGGCGGCGACGGAGAGCUUCACGCAAAAGAACCUUAAUUGCGACAUUGCGACGUCGCUGGAGCGGUUCAAGGCGGUCAUCCAGGACAGCAAGGCGCUAGGCCUGCGGGUACGGGCGUACGUGUCGGUGGUGUUGGGGUGCCCGUUUGAGGGCUUCGAUGUAGACCCGCGCAAGGUGGCCGAGAUUGCGACGGACCUGCUCGAGUCGGGCGCGGACGAGAUCUCGCUCGGCGACACGACGGGCAUGGGCACGGCGCCGCGCACGAGCAACCUGCUCAAGUGCAUGGCGGCCGCGGGCAUCCGCAGCGAGGAUAUCGCGAUGCACUUCCACGACACGUACGGCCAGGCGCUCGUCAACACGGCCGUUUCGCUCGAGCACGGCGUCCGCAUCUUUGACUCUAGCGUCGGCGGCCUGGGUGGCUGCCCGUACAGCCCUGGCGCCACGGGCAACGUCGCCACGGAGGACAUGGUCUACUUUAUGGAGACGCUGGGCAUGGACACGGGCGUAGACCUGGACGCGGUGGCGGAUAUUGGUGCCUGGAUCACGGGUGAGAUUGGCAAGGCGAACGACUCAAGCGUCGGCAAGGCGGUGCUGGGCGCGCGCGCGCGGCUGGCGGCGAAUGCGGGCAAGGCAGAGUAG
Cordyceps militaris CM01 is the source of this 1110-nucleotide messenger RNA. RefSeq names its product hydroxymethylglutaryl-CoA lyase. Gene Ontology annotation, molecular function: hydroxymethylglutaryl-CoA lyase activity. Gene Ontology annotation, biological process: L-leucine catabolic process; ketone body biosynthetic process. The transcript is spliced from 2 exons. The coding region runs from base 1 to 1110 and encodes 369 amino acids. NCBI's taxonomy places the organism in Eukaryota, Fungi, Ascomycota, Sordariomycetes, Hypocreales, Cordycipitaceae. The record is from RefSeq and is a predicted model, not a curated record.